CGCAAAACUGCACACAGCCAGCUCGUUCCGUAAUUUGCCGCACAUGUGGCUGACGGCCGUCUGGCUUUCCAAUAUUCAGGUUUUCAUUGGCCCUGGGCGUCGCUCCGCUGUGGCCGUGCUGCCUUACGUGCGUCCUAUCCCUGGCAAGCUACUGCCAACAGCAGCUGUCGUUUUCCCGACUUUCAAGAAUUUCUCUUCUCCCAAAAUCAUAAAAGACUCAAACAAAAUCUCACACUCCUCCCCCAUACUCCAACAAACGCUCACUUGCACAUAUCACCCUUUCGAACUCAAUAAACUGUUCUAACUAGACAACAUGCCUUUCAAGGACGGUACGUACUUUUUUCCUUUACGUCUGAAGUUGGCAAAAAAUGCAUCACGUCACCUUGAGAGGAAUGCCAUUGAGUCGUACGACUUGCUUCGAAGGCAUUGAGACUCUGGCCAUAGGUG
Hyaloscypha bicolor E is the source of this 447-nucleotide messenger RNA. RefSeq lists its product as uncharacterized. The transcript has a single exon. NCBI's taxonomy places the organism in Eukaryota, Fungi, Ascomycota, Leotiomycetes, Helotiales, Hyaloscyphaceae. The record is from RefSeq and is a predicted model, not a curated record. Bases 44 to 304 code for a protein of 86 amino acids.